This is a messenger RNA of Euleptes europaea (tarantolino), 4507 nucleotides long. It is a transcript of the gene RBM33, whose product is annotated as RNA binding motif protein 33. The transcript is spliced from 20 exons. NCBI's taxonomy places the organism in Eukaryota, Metazoa, Chordata, Lepidosauria, Squamata, Sphaerodactylidae. Gene Ontology annotation, molecular function: RNA binding. The record is from RefSeq and is a predicted model, not a curated record. The coding region runs from base 1 to 4494 and encodes 1497 amino acids.
AUGAAGAGGGACAGGAGCAUUCCUUUACCACUCAGGGUCCGCAAGAGCCUGCGGUGGUGGGCAUCCAGGGAGAAUUUAACCAAACCUACACAGUACCUGCACGAGGAUCCUCUCCAGCUCUUUACGGACGCCAGUCUGGAAGGGUGGGGAGCCACCCUCAACGGGCAGAUGGCCCAGGGACGCUGGUCUGCUCAGGAGUCGAAUCUUCACAUCAAUGUCCUGGAGCUAAGAGCUGUGAGACUGGCUCUUCUAUUCUUCUCAGCGGACAUUUGCAACCACCACGUCCCAGUCAGGAUGGACAAUACGACUACCAAGGCCCACCUGAACAAACAGGAGGGCACAAGGUCAUCGACGUUACAUCGGGAAGCAGUCAAACUGUUCCGCUGGGCCCAGUUCAAGGUUCUAUCAAUACGAGCGGAACACAUAAAGGGCGCUCUCAACGUGGAGGCCGACUGGCUGAGCAGGCAGCAAGUAAACGAAGGAGAGUGGUCCUUGGACCAGGACUCCUUUCGUCUCAUCACUCAAAAAUUUGGUCUUCCAGAGGUCGAUUUGUUCACCUCGUCAGACAAUUCCAAACUUCCAAGAUUCUUCUCGAGAUUCUUCCAUCCAGACGCAGAGAGAAUCGAUGCUCUUCUCAGUCCUUGGCCAAGGACUCUGUUGUACGCUUUCCCACCUCUGCCAAUCAUUCCGAAGGUCCUUCGCAAGAUCCAGAUGGAAAAGGCCAAUGUACUCCUGGUGGCCCCGUUUUGGCCUCGCCGUCCAUGCGCCUCUACAACGGCGGCGUUUGACAAACAUUCUCCUGUUGAUGAAAUUUGCCGCGCAGCCACGUGGUCAAGCGUGUCAACAUUUGUCAAGCACUACAAGAUCAGUACAUGGUCAUCUGCACAGGCGGCCUUUGGCCUCAGUAUAUGUCUUUUGUUAAUAGAUGAUGACUUUGAUCAAUUUGAUAAGCCGGGUGCAGAAAGAUCUUGGAGGAGGAGAGCUGGAGAUGAUGACUGGGACAGUGAACUGGAUGACGACUUGCUAGGAGAAGAUUUACUGCCUGGCAAAAAGACUCCAGAUAUGUCAGAUGAAGAACUGAAUGAUGAUCUUUUGCAGAGUGACAAUGAAGAGGAUCAACGUUUCAGUACCCAGGAUGUUUCGGUAAGUCUUAAUACUACAUCUGGCAUGGUUACAUCCUUUGAGCUCUCGGAGGGAGCCAACGAUCCAUCCAUUGAACAAGAUUCAGAAUACGAACAAGGGGAGGAUGAACUGGCUUACAACAAAUCAGACAUGCCUGAAGAAUAUGCUGAAGAGUACACAGAAGAAGGGCAGUAUGAAGGCCCAGAGGCUGAACUAACAGAAGACCAAAUAGAAUAUGGUGAAGAUCAGGGAGAAGAAGAGAUUUAUAAUGAUGAAGUGCUAGAUCUUGAAAUCAAUGAACCGCUAGAUGAAUUUCCAGAUGAAGAUUAUAUGCAGUCUUAUGGUGAGCAGCAAGUAAUGGAAGAACAAGAAGAAUACGUAGCUGAAGAAGAAUUGGGAGAAGUUGCUGACACCCAGACACCUGCAAAUGAAUCGGAAGAGGCAGUUAUGGAUAAUCUGGAACUUCAAGAGGAACCCAAAGAAGAGUCUGAUGAGGAAGAUGAUGAUGAUGAAGAGUCUGGUCGAUUACGCUUCAAAACUGAACGGAAGGAAGGAACAAUCAUUAGGCUAUCAGAUGUCACAAGAGAACGAAGAAACAUUCCAGAAACCUUGGAACUUUCCGCAGAAGCCAAAGCAGCAUUACUUGAAUUCGAAGAGCGGGAACGGCAGCAUAAGCAGGGGCGCUAUGGCUCGAGAAGAGGAGGAAGGCGAGGAGGGCCUUUGAUGUGUUAUGGAAUGGGAGAACAAAGAAGAGACCACGAACGGGGCAGACUGAAGGAUCACCGGCCUGCGCUGCUGGCAACCCAACCAACCGUUACGUCUCAUUCACAACGGAUGUUUCCUCAUCAACAGCCCAUCAGGAAUCUGUUCCAGCAGCAGCAGCAGCAGCCACCGUUGCAGGGUCUGCUUCCGAUACCCCCCCAGCAUCAUACACCCCCGCCUCCCCCUCAAGGGAUGCAUCUGCCACCACAGCUAGAAACUCCAAGGAUACUCAUGACUCCUCCUCCAGCAACCUCUCAGCAGCCAAAGAAUAUACACAUCAACCCACACUUCAAAGGGACUGUUGUAACUCCCGUACAAGUGCCCUUGCUGCCAGUCCCAACCCAGCCAAGACCUGCCGUAGGACCCCAGAGAUUUCCCGGACCUCCUGAUUUUCAGCAGAACCCUCCUGGACCUGUCCCUACCAACUUCAAUCAACCCCCCAGACUCCCACUCCAGGAUCAGUGGCGAGGGCCUCCGCCACCACCCCCACCGAUGCCGCCCCCACCUCCGCAGGACAGAGAGCCCUUCUUCAUGGGAGAGCCAAGGUUUCCCAGCCAUCACUUAUUCGAGCAACGGAGUCCUCCGCCGCCGCCCCCACCUCCUCCCCUUCUCAACAGCAGCCACCCCGUUCCCGGCCAGAAUCCGCUCCCUUUCAGUCAGCCCGGGCCAGGCUUUAGUCAGCAGGGGCAGCAACCCGUCUUUCCCAGAGAGAGGCUGGUCAGGCCAAACAUGCAGCCCCAGGGCCACGUGGGAGUUCUUCACUUCAAUCAGCCCGGCGGAGGGAGCGCGCGGCAGUUCCUUCCUCCCAGGCAGCCGUUCCUGCAGGCCCCAGGGCAGCCCUUCCUGGCAACGCACACCCAGCCCAACAUUCAGGGUCCCUUGCACCCUCCUAUGCAACCGCAGCAUCAGCAGCACCAGCAGCCACAGCAGCACCCCCAGCAUCCGCAGCCGCAUCACCAGCAGCAUCAGCAUCAGCACCAACACCAGCAGCAGCACCACCUUCUGGCCGUGCCUCCCCAGCCUCUGAUUCCUGUUGCCCCCUCCCAGUUCAGGCCUCACAUGCAAACUUCCCAGCAGCAGCAAAGCAACAAUCGGAUGCAAUGUCAGCAAAGGCAGGGUCUGAUAAAGCCCAGACACAAUGCCCCAGCACAGAAUAUCGUCAAGCGUCCAAAUCAGCAACUCCAGACGGGAGCUCCGAGGAACAGCAACUUGCGUGAACUGCCCAUAGCGCCGCUGCACGCGAUCGAGGCUGCGAGCAACCGCCGGACCUCAGCACCUGCCGCCCAAGUGAAACCCAUUCCCAGUGCCACUCCCCCCGUGAGGCCUGCCACAGGUGUCAAGAACCAGCAGGGAAGGUCAGAGGUGAAACCGCGAGCUGCUGCUCCCAUGGCCCAACCUAAAGCGGAGGUGAAAUCUGAGCCAGAGUUUCCAGAUGAAGAUGAAGAAACCAGGCUCUACCGCCUGAAGAUAGAAGAGCAGAAACGGCUGAGAGAAGAGAUCCUGAAGCAGAAGGAGGUCAGGCGGCAGCUUCAGGCCGGUGCUCGAAAGAGAGAAUUGCUGGAAAGGUUGGCGCAGCAGCAGCAGCAACAGUCUUCUUCUACGCAGCAGCAGGAGGAGGAGGAGGAGUCGUCACAGUUGCCCACCAAUGGAAACCCUUUGCUUCCCCUUCCUGGUGCACCACCCCGCCAAAACGUGAAACAUAGGCUGAUGGUUAAAAAGCCGGACCCAGUAGUUCCGAAUCCCGCUCCUGCUCAGCCUAAGCCCACUAACGUUCUGCAGGCUGAGGACAAUGUGCCAUUUCAAGGGCAGCAAAUAAAAACUGUAAAGCAGCUAAGACAGACUAGGACAGUGCCAGAAAGCGAGCUCCAGCUGCUGCACAAAGGGUUGCAGACAAAGCCAGCUGCGGCGCAUAUGAACCCUUCUCAGAUUGCCCGGGUGGCAUCGGUGCAAGGCCAGCCUCAGGAACUGAAGCCUGGGGUGAAAAGAACUGUCAUGCAGCGGGCAAACAGUGGUAGUGGAGAUGGGCCCCAUGUCGGCACCAAAGUCAGGGUGAUUAAAUUGUCAGGAGGGGGUGGCGAGAACGUUGGCCUUUCUCACCCAGAGGGGCCUCCCCACCGGUUCCAGCAGCCACCAGAGCAGAGACAUCAGCCGGUGCGGAAAGUCACGUUGACGAAGGGAACAAUCCAACAGCCGCAUCAUCCCUAUCCACACCACCUGGCACAGAUUCACUCAGCGGUUCCUCAGGGGCUGAAAAAUAUCCAGGGGAUUCAUCAAGCUAAAAAGGUCAUUAUGCACGGGAGAGGCAGAGGCAUGGGGGGCCAGAUGGGCCGAGGCCGCAUGAUGCCGAAUAAACAGAACCUGCGAGUGGUGGAGUGCAAACCUCAGCCCUGCGUCGUGUCAGUUGAAGGGCUUUCUUCGUCAACCACGGACGUCCAACUGAAGAACCUGCUGAUGUCAGUAGGACCCAUUCAGAGUUUACAGAUGCUUCCUCAACAGCGGAAGGCCAUUGCAAAAUUUAAAGAGCCAGCAGACGCUUUAAAAUUUCAACAGAAGUUUCACAGGCACAUGAUAGAUUUGUCCCACAUCAACGUGGCACUGAUAGUGGAGUGACCUGCUGAAGGUG